This is a messenger RNA of Papaver somniferum (opium poppy), 2005 nucleotides long. RefSeq names its product probable amino acid permease 7. Gene Ontology annotation, cellular component: plasma membrane. The record is from RefSeq and is a predicted model, not a curated record. Lineage: Eukaryota; Viridiplantae; Streptophyta; Magnoliopsida; Ranunculales; Papaveraceae. The transcript has 7 exons. The coding region runs from base 359 to 1744 and encodes 461 amino acids.
AAUCUAAAACAACUCAUAAUUUCAGGAACUAUUGCAUCAUCGGGAUUUGACAAAACUAGACCAAGACACAGAACUGCAGUCAUCAUCUCAUAGAAGCAAUAACUUGUGAAAUUAGCUUGAUCGCUACACUUUUUUGACCUUUGCAUACAUUUUGGCAACCACUUGCAAAGACAUGAUUGAAGUGAACACAUUUCAAGACCAAAGUCCACAAGAUAACAUAAAAAUAUAUGUUAUUCAACUCUCUCUUGUCUCUAUAUGUAUCCCCUGCUCUUUAUUAUCUCCGGAGUGAAGUUGAGACGUUUUUGAAACUGGGUGGUGCAACGAGUGAGCUAGCAGACAACAUUGUUCAGCAAAGAUAAUGGCAGUUGAUAACUCUCUGGAAAUAGCAAAGAAGGAUGAUGAUGCCUACGACGAUGAUGGAAGUCUGAAAAGAACCGGAACAAUAUGGACGUGCAACGCUCAUAUAAUAACUGGUGUUAUUGGAUCCGGGGUUCUUUCUCUCGCAUGGAGUACUGCGCAAUUGGGAUGGAUUGCAGGGCCUAUUUCCUUACUUUGUUUCGCCAUGGUCACAUAUGUUUCUGCUGCUCUUCUAUCAGAUUGUUAUAGGUCUCCUGAUCCAGUCACUGGAACACGAAACCAUACUUACAUGGAUGCAGUUAAAGUCAAUCUAGGUCGAAAGCAGACUUGGUUGUGUGGUUUUCUUCAAUACCUGAGCAUGUAUGGAACUGGUAUUGCUUACGUAAUCACUACAUCGAUCAGUAUGAGAGCAAUUUAUAGAUCGAAUUGUUAUCACUACAAAGGCCAUGAAGCUCCAUGUGAUCAUGGAGAUGCAUUUUAUAUGCUUCUCUUCGGAGCCAGUCAGAUUGUGUUUUCUCAGAUACCCAAUUUCCAUGACAUGGAAUGGCUCUCCAUAGUCGCAGCAAUCAUGUCAUUCUCAUAUUCCUCAAUUGGAUUUGCUCUUGGCUUCGCCAAAGUAAUUGAAAAUGGAACUAUUCAAGGAAGCUAUGGGGGAAUUCCCCAAGCUACAGUAGCUAAGAAAGUAUGGAAGGUCUGUCAAGCACUUGGAGACAUUGCUUUUGCCUAUCCAUACUCCACAAUUCUCCUUGAAAUACAGGAUACUCUGAGGUCACCGCCGGCAGAAAACAAAACUAUGAAGAAAGCAUCUAGGUCAGCAGUCUUCAUCACCACCUUCUUCUAUCUCUGCUGUGGAUGCUUUGGAUACGCAGCUUUUGGGAACCAAACUCCAGGGAACCUUUUGACUGGGUUUGGGUUCUAUGAGCCAUUCUGGCUUAUCGACUUUGCUAAUGUUUGCAUCAUUGUUCAUUUAGUGGGAGGAUACCAGGUGUACAGUCAGCCCGUCUUUGCAUUCAUGGAAGGAUGGCUAGCGGAGAAGUAUCCCAACAGUGGCUUUAUCAACAAAUCCUACAAUCUCAAACUCCCUUUGCUUCCAAGUCUCAAUCUGAGUCCUCUAAGGCUAUGCACUCGAACUUUUUAUGUUGCUACAACUACAGGAAUUGCAAUGACCUUUCCAUACUUCAACCAAGUUCUGGGAGUGCUGGGUUCUUUGACCUUUUGGCCCUUGACUAUAUAUUUCCCGGUGCAGAUGUACUUUGUGCAGCUGAAGAUCGAGGCAUGGACACGAAAAUGGGUUAUUCUUCAAACAUUCAGCAUUGUUUGUUUAAUCAUCAGUACAAUUGCGUUAAUUGGAUCACUGGAAGGUAUCGUAAGUGCCAAACUAGAGUAGGUUCUUUGAUUAUCUUCAUUUCCAGUGAAAGAGGAUGAAAUAUUGUAUGGUGUUUCCUAUAAUCAACUAGGAAAGAUAGAAUUAAUGUAAUUGCGAAGUUCUUGUAUGUGCAUAAGGGCAGUUUAUCAUGAAUUUUAUUUCCACUUUCCACAUUUUUUUCUUUCUUUUUCACUAUCAACACAGCAAUUGUAAUUUUAAACAAUCCUAUGUAAUAUCAUCAAUAGUAACUGUUGCAAUCAACCUUUAUUUUAUUCAUUGGUA